CCCGCGCGCGCGUGUGGGGAGUACGCAGCGCGCGAGUUCGCACCCACGGGGAGUCACAGUUACAACAAAGGAGCAUGCGGGGACGACGGCUCUGAGAUGCGAGAGAACUUCGAGCGAAAAUAGUAACGAAUUGAAAGUUGCAUACAUACAAAAGAGACUGUAAUACGAGGAAGGGGAGAAAAAGAGCAGCAUGCCAUCACCCAUGGAGCACACCAAGUCCAGCGUGCUGUCCAGGAGCCGGACCAAGACCACAGGCAGCAAUGGCAGCUGCCAUCAGUCUGAGGAGGAGAGCAGCGACGAGGAGCGCGUAAACGGUGACAACAUGAUCCGAGUUGGUGGCGAUUACCAGGCGCAGAUUCCUGAGUGCAGACCUGACAGCCCAUGUCACAACGCUGAGAUGGAUCAGAGGAGCAUGCUAGUGUGGUCCCCCAACCACACGAUUUCUGAGGCCCAGUUGGAUGAGUACAUCCUCAUGGCUAAAGAGAAACAUGGCUAUAAUAUGGAGCAGGCUUUGGGCAUGCUGCUAUGGCACAAGCACGAUGUAGAGAAGGCCCUGGCUGACCUGGCCAACUUCACGCCCUCGCCAGAGGAGUGGACAGUAGAGGACAAGGUUCUGUUUGAACAGGCUUUCAGCUUCCACGGCAAGAGCUUCCACCGCAUUCAGCAGAUGCUGCCUGAUAAACAAAUCUCCAGCCUGGUGAAAUAUUACUACUCCUGGAAGAAAACUAGAAGCCGUACCAGUGUCAUGGAUCGACAAGCUCGUCGCCUGAUGACCAAGAGAGAAAAGGAUGAAAGCAAUGACGAGGUAGAGGAGGGAGAUGGAGGGAGCGACAGCGACGUUGAGGUGGACUCAAAGAAAGAGACUCAGAAACAGAAUGCAAGCAAAACAGGAGAAACAGACAAGGCUGCUUCUAGCAGGCCUGGUCCAGUCCGCAAGGAUAACCAGAACUCUCAAUACCGCCAUCAUCCUCUCCGAUCUCGCAGACGCCCUCCCAAGGGCAUGUACCUGGACCAGAAAGACAUUGUCUCCCUUGCUGCCACGCCAGACAUUGGUGCUUCCAUACUGAAGAACCUGGACUCACAAUUGGUGUCACUGAAGAGACAGGUUCAGUGCAUCAAGCAGACCAACAGUGGCCUGAAGCAUGGCCUGGAUGGAGGGAUUGAUGUCAUUCGUCCCACUGAGUCUGUCACCAAGAUCACCUCCCGUUGGACUACUGAGGAACAGCUCCUGGCUGUGCAGGCCAUCAGACGCUAUGGGAAAGAUCUGCACGCCAUCGCAGAGGUGAUCGGCAACAAAACAAUUGCCCAGGUCAGUUCCUUCUUCAUCAGCUACCGGCGCAGAUUCAACUUGGAGGAAGUUCUGCGUGAGUGGGAGGCGGAGCAAGAAGUACCACAGGGUCGUGUUGGGAGUCUGGAGGAUGUCAAGGGCACUACUGUCACGGGUGGAGCACUGUCGGGGGCCAGCAGUAGUGCCGAGGAGGAUGAGGUCCAGAUCACAGCAGAAUACCCUUCUACUCAGAAUGAGAGCCCCCAUCCUACCACCGCAAGCUCAGCAGAUGAUGGCACCACAAACCAAAGCACCACUUCGCUGUCUCAGCCACCCCCAUUGCUGCGCCCUGCCCCUCCCACUGCUCCUCCCAGCUUACUCCGGCAGCCCCCGCCACUGCAGACCCGUCCUCAUCAACCCCGCACCCCUCACAACCACCCACCUCCACCCCUGAUACGCCCAGCAAUGGCUUCCACGCGUCAACAGGGGGGUUUCCGGAACUCCGUGGGACCCAGUUCCAAGUCUUUACCGUUGUCUUCUUCACUGGGGCAGAUGCCACCCUCACUAAUAGGGAGAAAAAUGGAAUCCUAACACUAAGGAUCAGGGAAGGAGGAGGCUGGGACAUAUGCACACAGGCCAGGAAAAGAAAUCAUUAUUACUGACAUUAUUGGCAGCAGCAUAUUUUCAAGUUUGGCCUGAAGCUGAGGGAAAGACCUUCAUUCUUCUAGAUCCACUGUAUCACUUUCUCCCUCCUUUGUUCGACAACUUUCACUGUCCAAACUACACGUCCAACUAACUCACCGCUCUAAGCAUGACGCCCCUCCCAUCCUUCACUUAUAGCCUCCUGACCCACUCAGCUGUCACACAGAGAUCGACCAAAAUGUUACGAAGUCCAAAGGUAAAAGACAAAUUCCAUCGUGAGGCGAAACACUGGUCUUCCAGCCCCUGUCCAUCCUGCCCAGAAUCCCAGGACUCUGUAAUGUACUGGGUAGCAGAGCGAGCGUGGCAGCCGCUGUGAUCUGAAGUCAUGUCAGUCAAGCAAGAGCCAUGUAUGAUUAGCAAGUGCAAGAGACUAGUGGUCAUUAGAGACAUGUAGACAGGUAAGAACUUUGUUUAAUUGACACCAGGGCUGGGAAGUAGUUGAAUCUGAGUGAAAUAAUAUAGUUAGUAAAUAUGAAUUGCACACACAAA
This is a messenger RNA of Scleropages formosus (Asian bonytongue), 2458 nucleotides long. RefSeq names its product REST corepressor 2-like. The record is from RefSeq and is a predicted model, not a curated record. The transcript has 13 exons. Lineage: Eukaryota; Metazoa; Chordata; Actinopteri; Osteoglossiformes; Osteoglossidae. Bases 191 to 1858 code for a protein of 555 amino acids. Gene Ontology annotation, cellular component: transcription regulator complex; histone deacetylase complex. Gene Ontology annotation, biological process: negative regulation of DNA-templated transcription; regulation of transcription by RNA polymerase II. Gene Ontology annotation, molecular function: transcription corepressor activity.